CGGCAGACCGCUUGCAGUGACUCUCGGACGAGACUAGUCAGCACUCUGAAGAACCACCAUCUUCUUCCUGGAGGAAUCUGCAUUUACAACUCAUCGCCAUCCAAACAUGAGAUAGGAAGAUACGUUCACCCGACAGUGGGCGGGCGUAGAAGAACUAUUUCUAAUAAGCAGGCAAGCUCCCAAAGCAAAAAAAGCACAUCGACUUCAGCUCUGCCUUACUCACUUCUACCAUUCUCACGUCUUUGGGAACAACUGAAGCGAGACCAAGCAACAUUUGUAACUUCCAUCUGAUAACGCGGCUGGAGUGGGGGACCUCUAUAUUUUGUGGAGGGUUAAGGAAACAAUGGAUCAUAUAGGGGCCCAUCAUAUCCACCAGACCCACGCCGAGCCCAUAAGUUUUGGAAUCGAUCAAAUUUUGAACAAUCCGGAUCAGGGGAGUUGCAUGAUUUCUAACUCUAGGCUGCAAGAUUCUGACUAUGGUUUGGGAUGCAUCGUGAGCAGUGCCUACAACACAAUGACUGGCAAUUACAACACCAGCAAUACAGGAGGAUACAAUAGCAGCGCCUGUAGCAUGGCACCUUUGAAUGGGUCUUACAAUGUGAACAUGGGCAUGAACAUGAAUGGGAAUAACCUGAAUUCGGCAGGGGUUAUCCGUGUGCCAGCGCACAGACCACUAAGUAGCGUUCACCAGCCAAUUUCUACCGGUAUGCCUACAGUGCCAAGUAUGGGCAGCAUGAACAGUAUGAAUAAUCUCACGGGACUGACAUUUCCCUGGAUGGAAAGUAACAGAAGGUACACGAAAGACAGAUUCACAGUGGCACUCUCACCCUUCACUGUAACACGCCGUAUAGGUCACCCAUACCAGAAUCGGACGCCACCAAAGAAGAAAAAGCCAAGAACUUCGUUCACUAGGCUCCAGAUCUGUGAACUAGAGAAGAGGUUUCAUCGGCAGAAGUACCUAGCGUCUGCUGAAAGGGCGGCCCUGGCAAAGGCACUUAAAAUGACAGAUGCCCAAGUCAAAACAUGGUUCCAAAACAGAAGGACAAAAUGGAGACGACAAACCGCGGAGGAGAGAGAAGCUGAAAGACAGCAAGCCAAUCGGAUCCUGAUGCAACUGCAGCAAGAAGCCUUUCAGAAAACUUUAAACCAGCCAGUGCAACCGGACCCUAUUUGCCUUCAUAACACAUCCUUGUUUGCUCUCCAGAACCUUCAGCCCUGGAGUGAUGAUUCGGGAAAAAUUACCAGCGUAACAUCCAUUGCUUCCUCCUGUGAAUAGAAAAUCAUUUCAUCCCUCAUCCCCCCUACCGUCCAAGCUCGAUUGCAAUAGAAUCGUGAAACAUAUCUGAAUAAAAGUUUCUUGCGAAACUCGACUGAAAGACUAUAUGUAACGGAGCACAUGUUCAUGCAGAAGAAUUUCACAUAUACGCCCUUUUGAUUAAAAUGACUCUCAGCAAAAAAAAAAGAACGAUUAAUACGUUGGCUCAAUAACGAACCUCUUAUUUUUACUAUUUGACGAAAACUGCCUUGUGUUGGACAGAAAACACACUUCGCUUCAGAAACAUUGUGAUGUGAUUUUAUGCAAUGACUUUUUUAUCUGCACUGUUAUCGCAUCUUUUUGCAGUUUUUUCUUUUAUUAACUACCUUUCUUUGAUAAGUUCGCGAAAGCUUAACUGUUCGGAAAUUGCCGAGAGACAUAUUUUCUAGUCUAUUAUGACUUGAAAUAUAACCGAGACUUACCUACAGUAUUUUUUUUACUCCACUUAAUGAAGGGAAUGGAGCGACACUGACAACUCACAAUCUGCCGCAAGUAUUGAUCACACCAUCAGUUUUAAUUCCCCCACUUUCUGAGUUAUAUUGAGUUUUUUCUACACUAAUAUGAUUUAUUUUUUACGUUAGUUCAGAACACCAAUAGUGCUCGUGUUUAGAUUUAAAAAAAUAAAAUGUGUUAGAACUGGCAAAACUCACACUACCCCAAUAAGCUUUUUGAU
Lepisosteus oculatus (spotted gar) is the source of this 1988-nucleotide messenger RNA. It is a transcript of the gene tlx1, whose product is annotated as T cell leukemia homeobox 1. The record is from RefSeq and is a predicted model, not a curated record. Gene Ontology annotation, molecular function: DNA-binding transcription factor activity, RNA polymerase II-specific; RNA polymerase II cis-regulatory region sequence-specific DNA binding. NCBI's taxonomy places the organism in Eukaryota, Metazoa, Chordata, Actinopteri, Semionotiformes, Lepisosteidae. Gene Ontology annotation, biological process: animal organ development; regulation of transcription by RNA polymerase II. Gene Ontology annotation, cellular component: nucleus.